GCUGCAGCGCAGCCCUGCCCUGCCCGGGGCCGGGGCCUGGCCCUGGCCCGGUCCCCGCGCCCGCCCCGCAGCACCCCCGGGCCGCCAGCUGGCCGGGAGACUCCUGCAGACAAGGGCAGGGAGCAGCCGGGGCGGGGUUUCCCCUCCUGCUAGUCGAUUCCGUUCAAGCUCGGGCAGCCCAAGAAACAGAUUGUACCCAAGACGGUGGAGAGAGACUUUGAAAGGGAAUAUGGGAAACUACAACAGUUGGAAGAUCAAACCAAGAAACUCCAGAAGGACAUGAAGAAAAGCACAGAUGCAGAUGUGGCCAUGUCCAAAUCUGCUGUAAAAAUCUCUUCUGACCUGCUGUCCAACCCGCUCUGUGAGCAAGAUCCCAAAUUCCUGGAGAUGGUGAUGGCCUUGGACACUGCUAUGAAGAGAAUGGAUUCCUUCAACCAAGAGAAGGUGAACCAGAUUCAGAAGACAGUCAUAGAGCCCUUGAAAAAGUUCAGCAGUGUGUUUCCCAGCCUGAAUAUGGCCGUGAAGAAGCGUGAGCAAACCCUGCAGGACUACAAGCGGCUGCAGUCCAAGGUGGAGAAAUAUGAAGAGAAGGAAAAGACUGGCCCUGUUCUGGCCAAGCUGCACCAGGCCCGUGAAGAGCUGAGGCCGGUGAAGGAGGACUUUGAGGCGAAGAACAAGCAGCUUCUGGAGGAGAUGCCCAAGUUCUACAGCAGCCGAAUUGACUACUUCAAGCCUAGCUUUGAAUCCCUGAUCCGGGCUCAGGUUGUGUACUACACAGAGAUGCACAAGAUCUUCGGGGACCUGACAGAGCAGAUUGCCGAGCCGGGCCUCACGGACGAGCAGAGGGAGAAGGAGAACGAGGCGAAGCUGAGUGAGCUGCGGGCCCUCUCCAUUGUGGCCGAUGACUGAUGCCCUCAGCAGGCUGCCUCCUGGAGCACCAUGGGGUGGCAGACGGUGAGAGUCCACUGCUGCUUGGGCACAGCCAAGCAGACUUCCUGACUGCUCCUGGGAGAGUGACCGACUGACUCUGGGCUUUAACCUCUUGUGUACAAGUGACUCUGUCCUGUGCAGCUGCAGCCACUCAGUGGCUCCACACAGCAUGCGAGACGAGGUACAACUUCGCAGCAGUGUGAAGUGGGCUUUGGGGUGGGGGGGAAGAGUUUAAGCCUGCUCCUGACUUGAAAGGGACUGUAGCUAACCCCUAGUUGCAGCACAGACAUGGAGGGAGCCGCUCCUUGGUGCUGAGAUGGGCACUUCCAUGGGCAGUUUUGCAUGCCCUGUGUUCUGCUGCUCUUCACUGGACUAGUUCUCUAAAAGGGGCCUCUAAUGUGUAGUUGGGGGUUUGGAAAGGAGGGAGGUCAGGGCUGGGGCAGAAGUGAAACCCAUCAGCAGGCUCAGCCACUGCCUGACUGUGAAAGGAUCCCAAAGCGUUCUUGAGCCCAGCUCAGGUACAGCAGCAGGAAGGGUGGGAAAUGUGGCUGCAUGGUAGGGAGGUCACUUGCAGCCCCAUUUUCACCUUUGCCCACAGAGGAGCUUAAGGCUUCCAGCGCUCUAAUGAGCCUUUUCCCUUGGUAGCUCCAAGUGCCUGUUCCCUGCACUGCUAAUUUUAGUGAAUGCCCUACAUCUUGGGCGGCCUGUGGUGUCUCCCGUACCAUUCUGAGGGGGAGGCUGGUUGCAUUUCCACUCUCCCGGGAGCUAGUGUCAUGCACACUUGCCCUCCUGUGGCACAUGAUGGCAGGGAUAAUAGCAUGCCUGGGAUUGUAAGCUGUGGAAAAAGAGCCAUUUUAAAAGACUGAGCUAACUGCAAUCUUUCACUGAUAAUCCUGGUAUUGGGAGAGUGAGUUAGCUCCAUCUAUGCAUCUGUCUCAGAUUCAUCAUGUGAUCUUCAGAGAAACGCACGCAAGUUUGUCAUUUCCUGUGUUGGCCUCUGUGCUACAUUUUAGGCUGGCACUGCUUAAAAGCUCUAUCGGUCUGGUUGUAUAAGUCUCUGGUGAAUCCUUCCCAAUGCAAAGCUUUUAAGCUGCUACCAGUGACAAUUGUUUUUUGUGGGAGGAGUGGUCUUCUGGAAUGCCCCCUGGAUGGGACACGUCUGGUGAGGGGCUACAGCUGCAUGUUCUAGUAACACUGCAAAUGAGGCUUUUUUAAUAAAAGGUUUAACCCAA
Messenger RNA from Alligator mississippiensis (American alligator), 2162 nucleotides. It is a transcript of the gene BIN3, whose product is annotated as bridging integrator 3. The record is from RefSeq and is a predicted model, not a curated record. Gene Ontology annotation, cellular component: actin cortical patch; cytoplasm. The transcript is spliced from 9 exons. Bases 280 to 909 code for a protein of 209 amino acids. Gene Ontology annotation, molecular function: lipid binding; protein binding. Gene Ontology annotation, biological process: plasma membrane tubulation; actin cortical patch localization; endocytosis. NCBI's taxonomy places the organism in Eukaryota, Metazoa, Chordata, Crocodylia, Alligatoridae.